Messenger RNA from Hippocampus comes (tiger tail seahorse), 428 nucleotides. Its product is annotated as integrin alpha-7-like. NCBI's taxonomy places the organism in Eukaryota, Metazoa, Chordata, Actinopteri, Syngnathiformes, Syngnathidae. The record is from RefSeq and is a predicted model, not a curated record. Bases 1 to 411 code for a protein of 136 amino acids. The transcript is spliced from 3 exons.
AUGAAAGCUUUCGUGUUCGUGUUGUUUGUCUGCUCGGCUUGUCACCAGGCUGGGCGAGUUCGCCGCUCCCACCUGGAUCUCGAAGGCCAGGAGACGAGCAGCGGCAGCGUGAAACGAACCGCUCCGGCUGUGGCGGCUUCCGAGAGACGCAAGUCACUCAAGCUGGAUUGUCUCCUGGGGUCAGCACGGUGCGUGCUCUUGCAGUGCCCCCUCCACAGGUUCUCCGGACAGGCGGUGCUCAAGAUCCACGGCAGGCUGUGGAACAGCACUUUCAUCGAGGAGUUCCCGACUGUUAGCGCUCUGGAGCUGCUGGUCAGAGCAGAAAUCACCGUCAAAUCCACCAUUAAACAUCUGCUCCUCAGGGAUGCUGCAGCACAGGUAACGUCUAUAAUCAUGCAUAGGUUCAUAUAAACCCCACACCAUGAAGU